UUAUUAAUUACAUUGAAAGAUUAUUUAAGAAUGAUUAGAAGAAUCAGAGAGAUCGUUAUAUAUCCGAACGAAUUUACUUGAAUGAGUUCACAUCCCAUUCGACCUUUCAUCAUAAUAUGGAUUUUGAUCUAUUAUGAUUUAGAGAAGUCAUAGUACAAAUUUCUAUUGGUAGCGGUUUAAUACCUAUACAUGAUAAUAUUUAUGUAGAUAAAUUAAAGGAUUUAUAAAAACGAGUUUAUUCCAAGUGGCCGACGGGAUCGAUAAACGAUUUUUCAUCGCGUAAACGAUUGUUUGUUUGUUUUUUCCAUCACCACGUAUUUGAAUGGAUAAUAAGAAUUAACAUUAUUAUAUUUUCUAAAUUGUGAAAUUGACGAAGGAUUUGAAAACUUCAAAGUGAUCUUUAUGCAAGGUGUUAUUUAAAAAAAAAAAGAAAAAAAAAUCAAACCAAUUCCAACGAACAUUAAGUACAAACACACAUAAAUAUAUACAUAUUUAUUUGUUUUUCAUUGACUUUAUUAUCAUUGGGUAAGAAAGAUUAACUCUAUCUAAACGCAAGCGUCCGUUAACGCGUCUCUUUGUGUAAUACGAUCUCGCGAUGUGGAAGCUUCGAAUUUCCACGUGUUUUGGAAGCUCAUCUUCAAAGUGACUUUCUUAACUUCAAAAACGAGAGAUCAUAUUUUUUCAUUUUCUUUUCAUUUCGAAGAGGUUAUCAGAUGGUAAACCUAUGUGGAAUGGUGAAUCGCGAUAAACAAAUUUGAAAUACUUCAAGAUGCUGUUCAAGGGCAAUAGUUCAAGAUUGGAAUUACUUAUUGGGAAGAUUCAGGCACAUAAAGAACCUUCGCAGGAAGAGCCUCAUAAAACUAAAGAGGCUUUGGGUACCGGAAGUUCCUCUUGGCACAGCGAAGAUGGCGGGCCAACUUCACGAAGAGGAAGAGAAACACCAUCCUCUUGCGCUACGCCAACUUCUGCCAGCUUUCCGUCGGAGCCCGAAAUUGAUGGAGAAGUUGGAAUUGGUACCGACGGUAACAAUCCAACUGCUCCUUAUCCUUGUCAGUUCUGUGAUAGGACUUUUCCACGAUUGAGUUAUCUCAAGAAACAUGAACAGAGCCACGGUGACCAAAUGCCGUACAGAUGCAAUUGGUGUGAGAGAUUGUUCAAGCAUAAGCGGAGCAGAGAUCGUCAUGUGAAGUUGCACACAGGGGAUAGAAGAUAUCGAUGUUCUCAUUGUGAAGCAGCCUUUUCUAGGAGCGAUCAUUUGAAAAUCCACAUGAAAACUCACGACACACAAAAGCCAUACCAGUGUACGGCAUGUUCAAGAGGAUACAAUACAGCAGCUGCAUUGACUUCUCACAUGCAAUCGCAUAAAAAACAUCACCAAGGAACGAGUCAUAAUAGCAACAAGCUCCAAGAUUCGGAUUAUGGUAGAAGAAGCGUCUCUUCUCACAGUACUUCUUCUCCACCGGUACCAAGUUCACCUUCGCCUUCCUUAAACUUAAGUUUAAAUCAGAAAAAUACUUUGAAGACACCACUAGGAACUUCUUGUAGCGCCUCGACAACGCCGAUACUAAGUUCCCCUUUGAAAUUGGCUUGUAUGUAUUGCACAAGAGAUUCCUUUAGUUGUAUGCAACAACUACAAAUGCACGUGCACACGAUGCACCAAGCAAUUCUAAGCGGAGAAAAUCUUGUGGUAGCACCAUCACCAAAUAGAACGACCGAUUCGGUUGUUGAUUGUUCUCGUGAUAAAACAUUGGAUCGACCUGAUAAUAUUUCCAAGGAUCAAGAGAAAAAAUAUGACGAAAGAUCGUUGGAAAAGGAUUAUAAAAAUACUUUUACUUGUUGCCAAUGUACCAUGAAAUUUUCGAGUUUAGCUACGUUAAGAGACCAUUUGAUUUCUAUACAUAGAACCGAUGCUUUUGGCACGUCAUUGAUAAUGUGUCCUCUUUGUGGUCUACCGUGUAGCUCUGCAGCAGCUUACGCUGAACAUUACGUUCUUCAACAUUGUGAGAAUCGUCAAAUAGCUCCACAAAAUCCUCAAGAAUAUAUAAAUCCAAAAUUGAAUGGAAUUUACGAUACGAAAAGUAUGAUAUUACAAAAGAAUAGAGAACAACCUUUGAUAGAACCAGCAGAUCUUACUAGCAAACAUGUUAAAUCAUCUGAGAGCAGUUACACGUCUAGUACACUCCUUUGUGGUCAAUGUGGUGCAGCUUUGAAGGAUUUCGAAUCUUUUCGAGAACACGUUGCUAGACACUUGCAAGCUGAUCAACGAAACGAAAUAACAAGAUAUCUCUGUCCUAAAUGUGAUACGAGUUUUCAAGAUAGAGAAGAUAUGUUAGCACAUUUAACGAAGCAUUUUUUGGGUCAAAUUAGUAAAGAAUACGCUUGCUCUGCUUGCAAGAAACUGUAUCCGCAUCCAGAUUUACUUCAAAGGCAUCUUUUAGAUAGUCAUGCUAAUCAUCUUUACAGAUGUGCACUUUGCAGAGAUACCUUUGAUUCUAGAGUAGCGAUUCAAGUACAUUUUGCUGUUAAGCAUAGUCAAGAAUGUAGAAUAUACAGAUGUAAUGCUUGUACAAUACCAAAUAAUGAAAAUUCAUCUGGAAGUGCACCCGGUGAAGGUCGAAUAUUCUUCAGAAGCGAAAGCGAGAUGGCUAAUCAUGUUAGAAACGUUCAUGCGCCACCAGCCGUGGUGAACAAUAGUCCAGUUGCUACAAGUCCAGCUUCUACGCCAGGAAUGACAGUCAAUUCUGGACCGAGAUGUGUCUUUUGCGGAAUCUACUGUAGCUCCGAACUGGAAUUACAGCUUCAUUUGGCAAGCCAUUCGACUAGUCUUUAUAGAUGUCCCAUUUGCAGAGAAGGCUUUGCUGUUGAAUUUUUAUUGGACAGACAUAUUACUCAAGUACAUCAUACUGGCGAACAUCAAUUAAAUGUUCGAAAUAAUUCACGAGAAAAUGGACGGCUACAUCGACAGACUAGAUCUCAAGAAGAAGUCAAAUCGCAGAAGAGAGGACGUUCGCCAGCGUCGAGUAACAACAACUCUUUGAAUCAACGUGACAAUAACAACAAAAGGCCAAACUUCGGUGUAUCGGGAGGACAACAAUGUGAGCUAUGCGAGCGUGGUGAAUUCGCAAAUGAAGCUGAACUGCAAGCUCACAAAAAGUUAGCUCACCCAUCUUCGAAAGUUCCAAGCAAAAGUUCUUUAUCAAGUCUGAGCAUGACUUGUGCUUAUUGCGGGGAAGUCUGUCGAUCAAGAAACGAACUGGAAUCUCAUAUGAGAAUGCAACAUACUUCGACCGAGCAUGGUGGUCGACAUAAGUGUAAUAUCUGUGACGAAGUCUGUCCUUCGGGCGCUAUUUUAGCUGAGCACAAGCUUCAGAAACAUUGUAAGAUUCAACUAAGCGAUACUUGUGUCGUUUGUCGUGGAAAUUUAUCAAACGAAACAUUAUUCCUUGAACAUGUACAAAGACACAGCUUAGAAAAUGUAGAUCCUCAACAAAGGCUGGAUAAUUCUUUGCCUCAUCUUCCAGCACCAUGCGUUGUUUGUAGACAAACUCUUAUCAGCGACUUGGAAUGUCGUCUUCAUGCUCGUCAUCAUCUUAGAACAUCCACUAGUUCGCCAAAUACAAGUUCCAGUCCAAGUCCUAAACAAAAACUAAUCAAUCCAAGUUGUUGCCUUUGCUUACGAGAAUUCUCUACCGAAGAUUUUGUCACUCUUCCUCCCAAUCACAUAAGUGGAGGACAAUCCCUUAAAGUCUGCAAAUCUUGUUAUGUGAGGUAUUCCCAAGGUCUACCAAUUCUAAGUUCACCUUAUGAACAUGUUCGUAAUGCUAAGUGCGAACGUUCUUGGAUCCCUAAUAAGGAUCUUCAAUGGGAUGGUUCCAAAGAUAGAUGGGAUUCUGAUCGUAAUUUUAAAACUGAAAAUCGUUUGAUUAAUGAUCCGAAUGGCGAUACUAAAAGGUGUGAAGAAUGCGGAGUGAAAUUUGAAAAUUCUGAAGAAGCAAAAAAACACAAAAUAACUUUACACAAUAAAACACAUGAUAAUGAAUCCAAUACGUACACGUGCAUACAAUGUCAGAUGUCAUUUCCAAGUGAAGCUAUGAUACAACAACACGUAACUAAAGAACAUUUAGAAGUAUCAGGAAAAGGAACUGUUGAUACUUUGAGAUGUCAUCUGUGUCUGUUCGAAGCAAAUAGUCCUCUCCAACUACAGAGCCACUUGAUAGAGCAUACAUUUGCCGGAUGUGCUGCUCUUAAUUGUUAUAUCUGUCAAGCUCUUUUCACCGUGCCUAUUGCCCUGCAGAAUCAUAUGUUGCAAGAACAUGGUUUGAAUGCACGACCUUACGAUUGUUCUAAAUGUACCUCAAAGUUCUUUUUCAAAGCUGAAUUAGAUCAUCACAUAAUAACGUUCCAUCGUAUCGAAGAAAAUUCUACAGUAUCUGAAACAGUGAAAGAAAUGGCAGGAGAAACGAAAAAUCCAAUUAAUAAUGAGGAUCGUAAAUUCGAUGAUAAUAUUACGAUAAAAGAAGAAUUAUUACAAGAAACUGAGGAAGAGGAAGAAGAAGAAGCAGCGGAAGAAGAAGAAGAAGAAGAAGGAGAUGAAGAGGAAGAAGAAGAAGAAGACGAAGAAGUUAACGUGGAUGGACAAUUUGAACAAGAGAAGUUGGCUAAAAAAGAAUUAGCGCAAAAAAAAAUGAUUUUAAAAACCGAAGUCAAUAAACAGAUGGAAUCUGAAAAAGUAGAUACGUGAUUAUUUAAAUUAAAGGAUAAAAUUUGUUUAAAAAAAGAAUAAUGAUUACAGCAAGAAGAC
Molecule: messenger RNA, 4801 nt
Organism: Polistes dominula (European paper wasp)
Lineage: Eukaryota; Metazoa; Arthropoda; Insecta; Hymenoptera; Vespidae
Gene: L
Product: zinc finger protein Lobe
Source: RefSeq, a predicted model, not a curated record